AUGCACUCUCCAGAUGUUGCAAUGCGCCUUCUAUCCUUUUCACCACCCAGAAGAACACGCCACUUGGGACAAAACUGCGAUAUGAAGUUGACACCAGCGGUAUAUUUCCAGAUCAGCCCUGAAAUCUUCAAUAUCUUCCCCAAGGAUAUGCCUUAUUCUCGCUCCCAAUUUAAGAAGUGUGCUGUGGUGGGCAAUGGAGGAAUAUUGAAAAAAAGCAAAUGUGGAAAAGAAAUAGACAGUGCAGAUUUUGUCUACAGGUGCAAUUUACCUCCCAUCUCUGAAAAAUAUGUGGCGGAUGUUGGGAUGAAGACAGAUGUGGUGACAAUCAACCCGAGCAUUAUAACAGAAAGGUUCCAGAAGCUGGAGAAAUGGCGAAAACCUUUCUAUGACGUGCUACAGGGUUAUGAGAACGCCUCUAUCCUCCUCCCUGCCUUCUACAACACCCGCAACACAGAUGUGUCCAUUCGAGUCAAGUACGUCUUGGAUGACUUUGAGACCCAGCAGUCUGUCUACUAUUUCCAUCCCCAGUAUCUCAUCAACGUCUCCCGUUUCUGGCUUAUCCAAGGUGUGCGUGCGAAACGCAUCAGCAGCGGACUGAUCCUGGUGACAGCUGCUCUGGAGCUGUGUGAUGAGGUCCACCUCUAUGGAUUUUGGGGUUUCCCCAUGAAUCCCUCGGGGAUCUUUAUUACCCACCACUACUAUGACAACGUGAAGCCUCGACCAGGCUUCCAUGCCAUGCCUUCGGAGAUCUUCAACUUCAUUCAUAUGCACAGUAAGGGCAUUUUACGCGUACACACGGGCAUGUGCAGCUAG
Staurois parvus is the source of this 813-nucleotide messenger RNA. The record is from the annotation of a GenBank genome assembly. Lineage: Eukaryota; Metazoa; Chordata; Amphibia; Anura; Ranidae.